Molecule: messenger RNA, 1101 nt
Organism: Anopheles marshallii
Lineage: Eukaryota; Metazoa; Arthropoda; Insecta; Diptera; Culicidae
Exons: 7
Source: RefSeq, a predicted model, not a curated record
AUGUUAUUAAAUACUGCUUGGUUUUGUUUUUCUUCGUCACAUUUAUCUACUUCAUGUUAUUCAUCAUACGCACACAUAACAUUAUGCAUUAUUCGUACCGCACGCUCAAUUUAUUGCUCCGUCGUCUGAUUUAGCUUUAAGUUGUGUAUGGCAUAACGUAUUUAUAACUUUAUCUCAUUGUUUUUUUUCGUUGCAGAACUCACAGUGAUGGCCGAUAAAGAGAAAUGCGUCUACGUAAAUGCCAUAAUCGUUUUGCUUACUGCACAAGUUUGUGCUUCGGUAACCGGCACCGGUUUGAGGAAUCUCUCACUGUCCAUCAAACCACCGUGGGUGAGACGCGGCCAGGAGGCACAGCUGCACUGUCACUAUGAAAUGGAGGGUGCACCACUCUACUCAGUGAAAUGGUACCGAGGCACACUGGAGUUCUAUCGAUAUUCACCGUUUGAAAAUCCACCAGCAAAGAUUUUCCCAUUUACCGGCAUUAAAGUUGAUAUGACUGUAUCGAAUGCAACGCAUGUAACGUUACGAAACGUGGGUUUCAAUUUAUCCGGUAACUUUACAUGCGAAGUAACAGCAGACGCACCGUCGUUCUACACGGGAGUUGCAACAAAUGUGUUAACCGUAGUCGAAUUACCUCACUCACCGCCAACCUUGUGGACGGAACACACCAAAUACGACCCUGGUGAUAUAUUACGAGCCAACUGUUCUACCCCACCAUCGAAGCCCGGAGCCACGAUAACGUUUUUACUGAACAGCAUGACGGUUGGGACGGAAUCUACAGUGCUACAUCCAACGCAUGACAAUCUUCAUUGGGCAUCGCGAGAUCUUAUCAUUCAGCUAUUGCCCUCUCAUUACUCCACUGGACAACUAAUAUUACGAUGCUUGGCUGAAGUGGGCACCAUUUACUCGGAAGUAUCGCAGGCACCCUUGGAAUCUAGCCGCAAGGAACCAGUUCCGGAACGAGUUACAUCCCCAAAUGGUGCCGCAACUCUAAACGGAUGCAUAGAAACGCGACGGCAACAGCUUUUCCUGAACAUUACGGUAAUCCUUGUGAUACUGACCGUAAUACACUCGUACCGGCCGAACUCGCUGAUCCGAUAG